AUGGUCAUGUUCACCGCCACGGGGUUCGUCGGCCCCUCGGUUGGUCCCGUGGUCGGCGGGUUCAUCAACCAGUACACCUGGUGGCGAUGGACCUUCUACGUCUUGAUCAUCUGGUUCGCCAUCGACCUGGUCCUGAUCGCGCCUGCUGGUCCCGGAGACGUACCACCCCGUGCUGCUGCGGAACUAAGCCCGGAAGCAGCACAAGGACACGGGGGAAGGAAAGUGGACUGCGCCCAUCGAGAACAUGGACAAGUCGAUCUUGCGGACAUCGUCACGGCGAUGAGGAGGCCCUUUGAGCUCCUGGUCUUCGAGCCCAUGUGCCUGAACCUCUGCAUACUUUCCGCACUCCUGCUCCGCAUCGUCUACCCGGUCUUCGGGGCCUUUGGCGUCGUAUUCACGGGUAACUAUGGGUUGUCCUCUCGCAGCUGGGCCUGA
Messenger RNA from Anthostomella pinea, 435 nucleotides. The record is from the annotation of a GenBank genome assembly. NCBI's taxonomy places the organism in Eukaryota, Fungi, Ascomycota, Sordariomycetes, Xylariales, Xylariaceae.